Messenger RNA from Aspergillus tanneri, 1668 nucleotides. It is a transcript of the gene pgmA, whose product is annotated as phosphoglucomutase PGM2. NCBI's taxonomy places the organism in Eukaryota, Fungi, Ascomycota, Eurotiomycetes, Eurotiales, Aspergillaceae. The coding region runs from base 1 to 1668 and encodes 555 amino acids. Gene Ontology annotation, cellular component: cytosol. Gene Ontology annotation, molecular function: phosphoglucomutase activity; magnesium ion binding. The transcript is spliced from 3 exons. Gene Ontology annotation, biological process: carbohydrate metabolic process. The record is from RefSeq and is a predicted model, not a curated record.
AUGUCCGUCCACACCGUCUCUUUCCAACCCUUUACUGACCAGAAACCCGGAACCUCCGGCCUGCGGAAGAAGGUCAAGGUCUUCCAGCAGCCGAACUACUCCGAGUCCUUCAUUGCCAGCAUCCUCCUCUCCAUCCCCGAAGGCGCGGACGGCGCCUUCCUAGUCAUCGGAGGCGACGGUCGCUACUACAACCCCGAGGUCAUCCAGAAGAUUGCCCAGAUCAGUGCCGCUUAUGGCGUCAAGAAACUCCUGGUCGGCCAGAAUGGCAUUCUCAGCACUCCCGCCGCCAGCAACCUGAUCCGCGUGCGCAGGGCCACCGGUGGCAUCCUGUUGACCGCUAGUCACAAUCCUGGCGGCCCCAAUGCCGAUUUUGGCAUCAAGUACAAUCUGGCCAAUGGUGCCCCCGCCCCUGAGACCGUCACCAAUAAGAUCUACGAGUCCUCCAAAUCCCUCACCUCCUACAAAUAUGCCGAAAUCCCUGCGGUAGACAUCUCCACCAUCGGUACUCAGAGCUGCGGUCCGUUGGAGGUUGAGGUCGUGCACUCGACCACCGACUAUGUCGCCAUGAUGAAGCAGAUCUUCGACUUCGACCUCAUCCGGGAGUUCCUGCACUCGCACAAGGACUUCAAGGUGCUGUUCGACGGCAUGCAUGGUGUCACCGGCCCCUACGGGGUGGACAUCUUUGUCAAGGAGCUGGGCCUGCCCAGCAACAGCACCAUGAACUGCCAGCCGAGCCCCGACUUUGGCGGCGGCCACCCCGACCCCAACCUGGUAUACGCGCACGAGCUGGUCGAGGCGGUGGACAAGAACGGAAUCCACUUCGGAGCCGCUAGUGACGGCGAUGGCGACCGCAACAUGAUCUACGGCGCUAACACCUUCGUCUCCCCCGGUGACAGCCUGGCCAUCAUUGCCCACCACGCCAAGCUGAUCCCCUACUUCCGGGACCAGGGGGUCUAUGGACUGGCGCGCUCCAUGCCCACCUCGGGGGCGGUGGACCGGGUAGCGCAGGCUCAGGGUCUGCAGAGCUACGAGGUGCCGACGGGCUGGAAGUUCUUCUGCAACCUGUUCGACAACAAGAAGAUCUCCAUCUGCGGGGAGGAGAGCUUCGGCACGGGCAGCAACCACAUUCGGGAGAAGGAUGGACUCUGGGCCAUCGUGGCUUGGUUGAACAUCAUCGCAGGCGUGGCCAAGCAGAAGACCUCCGAGACACCCAGCAUUGCCUCCAUCCAGCAGGAUUUCUGGCAGAUGUACGGCCGCACGUUCUUCACGCGUUACGAUUACGAGAACGUUGACAGUGAGGGUGCCAACCGGGUGAUCGCCACGCUGUCCGGCCAUCUGGCCAACCGGGACGCCUUCGUCGGCUCCAGCGUCUCCGGCCGCAAGGUCACGGACGUAGGCAACUUCUCCUACACUGACUUGGACGGCAGCGUGGCCAAGAACCAGGGACUAUACGUCACCUUCGAUGACGGCAGCCGCAUAGUAGUGCGUCUGUCGGGCACGGGCAGCAGCGGGGCCACCAUCCGUCUGUACAUCGAGAAGUACGAAAAGGACGCCAGUAAGUUCGGUCUGAGCGCCCAGGAGUAUCUGAAGGACAAUGUGGCGCUGGCGCUCUCGUUGCUCAAGUUCAAAGAGUAUGUCGGACGGGAUGAACCGGAUGUGCGCACUUGA